GAGUACCUUUGUCUGAAAGCCAGUCCACUGACGGAUAAACAGCAUAUGAGAUACAAAAGAGCCAUUCAGAAGUAUAUGUUAACCCUACAAACGGGACCCCAUAAAUAUGGCAUGCUCAACCUUCUGGGGGUACUUCAAUACCAAGAUGGGAAAACAAAUGAAAGUAUUAAAAGCUUUGAAAGCAUUCUUAAAGAAGAUGGUGAAAACUUGAAUGCCUUAGCCAACCUGGAGUACGUUUACAGGGAACUUUCUUGUGUCUCAAAAGCCGAACAAUAUAAGAAGAAGUUAGAAGAGUUGAUGGGUGGAGAGGAACCCAGUGAUGAAGAGAGAAAACGACGGGGGAGGUGUUUAUUUGAGCAGGGUUACAUGAUUGCAUUUGAUGUAAAUGUAACAACAAAGCAGGAAAAACGCAGCAAAGUUUGUGCACGAGCUCACAAGUCAUACAUGCAGGCGUGGCAAGAGGCAGGAGAUUUAAUCGAUGAAGUGGAAAGAACUGAAUGGUGUUUUUUCAUUGCUCACAAUUUGUCGCAAAUUUACCGUAAUCAAUCAGUUCUAGAGAGCAUAGAGCUGAACAAAGACAGUGCAUUUAUGUUGAUCAUUAAGCUCCUUCAUAAAGUGACAAAAGGCAAAGACAACCAUUACAAAGCACAAGGAUGGCUUCACUUGGGUUGUGUUUUGGGCAAUGUGUUCAUUGAAAACAGCAAGAAACACACAGAAGCUGAAACCAUUUCACAUAUUUCAGCGGAAAAAACAAUGCAACAGCAUAAUCAGCAGCAGGCACUUCAAGAUGACUUCAGUAAGCUCAGUGCCUAUAUAGAUUCUAAGCAACAAGAGAAACCCAAGACUGAUGUACAUGUACCCAAUUUCAUUAAGGAAAAUGGCUUACUGGAAUACUUCAAGGAGCCUGAGCUUUGUUUCUUUUGGGCAGAAAAAUAUGCCCCUGAAAGAACAGAUACCCUUAACAGAUAUGCUAACUAUUUGAAGAAAAGGGAUGAUAAAGAUUCUAGAGAUUUUGAGAAAGCCGAGACCCUUCUCUUGAAGUCCAUAGAGUUGGAUGAUGGAGAAAGUAAUUGGUUUGCAUACCUACUAAUGGGCAAUAUGUAUAAGGAUCUAUAUAGAAAUAAGUGGUAUGACAAAGUGCUUUGGGGCAAGGGAGAGCUCCCAGAGAAGGAAUUGGGUAUGGCUGCUCAACAGUAUUACAAAGAGGCUGUAAAAAGGAAUCCAACACCACAACUCUAUGCCAAUCUAGCUGAAAUAAGUCAUUUUCUUGGUAUUAAUGAAAGGAGAGAGGUCAUUGAUGAGGACCAGAUCUUAGAAGCGGUUAUUAACUUUAAGCAUGCUUUGGAAAGUUUGGAUGGAGAAAAGGAUCCAAGUAUUCACCAGAGAAGAGGUCGGUGUUUAAAAGACUUUGACCAAGAGAAGAGUGCUGUUGAAAGUUUCAAGAAGGCUAUAGAAACCCAAAAGCAUAAAAGCAAUCAAACGUAUAGCUUCCGCUGGCUGAUUGACAUCCUUGCACAAUGGUGCCAGAAAAACAAGCAGAGGCUGAGAGAUGUUGAUGUUGAGGAGGCAAAGAGUCCUGAAAAUAAUUCUGUAAAUCAAUCAGAAAACAUCUCAGAACAUGCAAAAGCCAAAGCAGCUUGCAAGAAAACAAGAGGAGAACUACAGUAUUGGUUUGGUGAAGGAUGCGACAAAUUUCAACAGAAAACCCUAGAUAAAGAGAUUCAGCGAUUUUGGAAUCCAAAAGACGACAAAAUUACAAGCUGUCCAGAUGUCAUGGUGGAUUUGUACAGUGAUCUUUUGCAGAAUAAUAAGAAGAUGCUAGCAGACCGUUUGAAGAAAGGCUUGAGUGACUUACUAGCACACUAUGAAAAUAGCACUAACCAACCAAGGCCAGGUCCUGGUGAAGCACAGACAGAUGCUCCUGUAUCAGGGGAUAAGGCUGCCUCCAAAAUGCUCAAUGUUGAGGUGACACAAACAGAAGCAGAAGCAGAUGUUUUACCUGCUGGGAGUAAUCUGAAGGAGUUCUUCUCAGACUAUGUAAGGAAACUUGAUGAGGUUGAUAAGGAAUUCGAGAGAAAGGCAAUGGCCAAAACUACAGAAGAUACUGAAAAUGCAGAAGGAACAGAGAAGAGCAGUGAAAGUCAACAAGUGGUGCCAUGUGAACAGGACCUCCCUCCGACACCUCCUGUUCCGCCAUCUUCCAGUGAGGAGUCAAGUUCUGCUCCUGCUCCAUGCACAGAGGAAAAGAAAACCAAAGAUGCUCAGACAAUGACAGAUUCUGAAGAAAAUUUGCACUUACAAAAUAAGAAAUUUGAACGUUGUGAUUCCACAUUAGAAUCAAUCCCUCCACCUCCCCGCAAUGCUAAAAACAAGAAAGGAAAACUGUAUGACUUCUAUGUUAUUUACUCAGAAGAAGACUCGGACUGGGUGUCUUACCACUUAUUGACUACUCUGGAGGGCACGCAAGGGUUUAAGGGUUGUGUCAAAGAGAGAGAUUUUAUUCCAGGUACAUUAAUUCUUAAAUCGAUAUUGGAAAGCAUUGAAAACAGCUUUAAAGUAUUAGUUAUAUUUUCAAGCAGAAAACCGGACGACAUGUAUGAAUAUGAAGUGGAUCAAGCUGUCUUGCAGAGACUUGACUCAAAACAGAAUUCUUUUAUAAUUCCAAUUUGUAGAGAAAGCAAGACUGAUGUGCCAAAAAAACUAAAAGAUGUUAAUGCAUGUUUUAUGGUGAGUGCCCACGAUUGGGAAAAACUGGAACGAGCUCUGGAUGAUGACAAUGCACAGUAAUAUGUUAGGAAAACAUAUGAACUAUAUGUUGAUUAUUGUGAGGGUUGAACUAUUUGUGAUCAGUCAAACCCCCUGCGAAAAUUUGUUUCAUGUUAUGUUCACUUACGGUUCUCAAUCUCUUCUAGAUCAUUUGGUGUAUUUUUUUUUUACAGUUUUAAUGUUGUUCUGUAAUGAAUGUAACAGUUCAAGAACUGUUUUUGGGGGAGUCCUUCUGAAUGUCCUAGGACAGUUUAAGAACAUUUUUCAUUAAACGAGAAAAACAUGUUCUAGGACAGACUGAGAACCGCAAGUGAAUGUUAAAUGAGACAAGUUUUCACAAGGGACUUCUUGUGAAGUUCUUUGUUGACUGGAUGCAAAGAAUUUGAAAUUAGAGAGCACCCAGACUGCAGAGAACAAGGAGAUUACUAAAAUUGAUAACAGAAGCAAAAAGUUUAUUGGACUUAUUAAUAUUAGGAUACCAGUAUUCAGUUGAAAUUUAAAUGAGUACUGUUUUUCCCUUCAGAAUAAGUUUUCCUGAAAUUUUCAUAAAAAAUUGUGAAGAAAUUUUAGACAUCCUAUCCACUAUAAAACAGAUGACCAAAAAUGAUGACAGAAAAUCGUAUUUCAUUGACAGUAGUAAUGUGUUUCAGACAAAAGGUAUUACAAAAGCUAUUGAAUCUAGGAAGCAGUUUGGCUCACCCUUUGUCCAAAAAAGGAGAAAAUGUGCCUUCCACUGUUAUUA
Molecule: messenger RNA, 3508 nt
Organism: Lingula anatina
Lineage: Eukaryota; Metazoa; Brachiopoda; Lingulata; Lingulida; Lingulidae
Biological process (GO): signal transduction
Molecular function (GO): protein binding
Source: RefSeq, a predicted model, not a curated record